AUGCAAUACAAAAAGACUUUGGUUGCCUCCGCUUUGGCUGCUACUACAUUGGCCGCUUACGCUCCAUCUGAGCCAUGGUCAACAUUAACUCCAACAGCUACCUACAGUGGCGGUUUUACUAACUACGCUUCCACCUUCGGUAUUGCCGUUCAACCAAUCUCCACUACUUCCAGUGCAUCUUCUGCUACCACAGCCUCAUCCAAGGCCAAGAGAGCCGCUUCUCAAAUUGGUGAUGGUCAGGUCCAAGCUGCUACCAGCACUGCCGCUGUUUCGACCAAGACCACCGCUGCUGCCGUUUCCCAAAUUGGCGACGGUCAAAUCCAAGCUACUACCAAAACCACCUCAGCAAAGACCACCGCUGCAGCCGUUUCUCAAAUUGGGGACGGUCAAAUCCAAGCCACUACCAAAACCACCUCAGCAAAGACCACCGCUGCAGCCGUUUCUCAAAUCGGUGACGGGCAAAUUCAAGCCACUACUACUACUUUAGCUCCAAAGAGCACCGCUGCUGCCGUGUCUCAAAUCGGCGACGGUCAAAUCCAAGCUACCACCAAGACUACUGCUGCUGCCGUUUCUCAAAUCGGCGACGGUCAAAUCCAAGCUACCACCAAGACUACUGCUGCUGCCGUUUCUCAAAUCGGCGACGGUCAAAUCCAAGCUACCACCAAGACUACUGCUGCUGCCGUUUCUCAAAUCGGUGACGGCCAAAUCCAAGCUACCACCAAGACCACCGCUGCUGCCGUGUCUCAAAUCGGUGACGGCCAAAUCCAAGCCACUACAAAGACCACAGCUGCUGCCGUUUCCCAAAUCACUGACGGUCAAAUUCAGGCCACCACUAAGACUACUCAAGCCGCCAGCCAAGUAAGUGACGGCCAAGUCCAAGCCACCACCGCCACCUCCGCUUCCCCAGUUGCUACCUCUACUGACCCAGUCGAUGCUGUCUCCUGUAAGAACUCCGGUACUCUAGAAAUGAACUUGAAGGACGGUAUCUUGGUUGACGGUAAGGGAAGAAUCGGUUCUAUUGUUGCUAACAGACAAUUCCAAUUCGAUGGUCCACCACCACAAGCCGGUGCUAUCUACGCCGCUGGUUGGUCUAUAACCCCAGAAGGUAACUUAGCUAUUGGUGACAACGAUAUUUUCUACCAAUGUUUGUCUGGUACUUUCUAUAACUUGUACGACGAACACAUUGGUUCUCAAUGUACCCCAGUCCACUUGGAAGCUAUUGAUUUAAUAGACUGUUGA
Molecule: messenger RNA, 1239 nt
Organism: Saccharomyces kudriavzevii IFO 1802
Lineage: Eukaryota; Fungi; Ascomycota; Saccharomycetes; Saccharomycetales; Saccharomycetaceae
Gene: HSP150
Product: heat shock protein HSP150
Exons: 1
Coding region: 1-1239 (412 amino acids)
Biological process (GO): fungal-type cell wall organization
Cellular component (GO): fungal-type cell wall
Molecular function (GO): structural constituent of cell wall
Source: RefSeq, a predicted model, not a curated record